Molecule: messenger RNA, 482 nt
Organism: Austrofundulus limnaeus
Lineage: Eukaryota; Metazoa; Chordata; Actinopteri; Cyprinodontiformes; Rivulidae
Product: potassium voltage-gated channel subfamily H member 7
Source: RefSeq, a predicted model, not a curated record
ACGACCCACACAAAGACAAGUGAUUCUAACAUGGACUUGAAGUGCCGAAGACGAGUUUCCUACAAGAGGAGAUCAUCCACAGGCUCCCACGACAAGGAGCGACGCCUCUACGCCUCCUCAUCGACUGAGGACAGGAGAGAGUCAGCUGAGGAGGGCGAGGAUGAAGACAAGGAGGAGGAGGAAGAGGAGGAGGAGGAGCAGAGGCCCCUGUGUUCCGGUGUGCUGGGCUACCCGGUGGUCAGGGACCACAGCUUGGGUCUGGGACUGAGCAGCGCUCCGGAGGGCCCGGCUGGAGACACCACACAGAACCAGGAGUAUAAAGAGCUCCAUGCUGAGGACUGGGUACGUCAGCCUCCCAGCGAGGCUCCAGAUAGGUCGGCUCCGUGUCGACAGACGCCGGCCGGAGAGGACGACAGCGACACAGACCUGACCUACGGAGAGGUGGAGCAACGUCUGGACCUGCUGCAGCAGCACCUGAACAG